CUCGCAUUCACACAACCCAUACACAAUCACCUACCUUACGGUCCCUCCGUCGCCACCUUCCGCCGCCGCGGUCCCCCACGUUGUUCACGUUCAGGACCCACCGGACGAAAUUACACACACGGACCGGAGAAGUACGAGGCUUUGUUGUCGGUCGCUGUCUCUGUCUUGGCUUUUGGAUCCUGCAACUACUUCCUAUUUGGACGAUUAAAAAUACUGUAGUGUUGACAGGAGUGCCUUUGAACUAGAUAGGGGGAAGAAAAUGGAUAAGAAUCUCUUGGAGAGCAACGCAGAGCUGAUAUUGAACCAAGAGGAUCAUCUACACUUAACAUGGCGUGUCCUUGCUCGAGAAGUGAAAGAGGUUUGUUAUGUAGCAGGGCCAAUGGUGGCUGUGAAUUAUUCAACUUUCUUUCUACAAACUAUUUCUUUGAUGAUGGUGGGUCAAUUGGGUAAGCUUGUUCAAUCUAGCACUGGUGUUGCCAUGUCUCUUUGUGCUGUAACUGGCUUCAGCAUUAUGUUUGGAAUGGCUUCUGCACUUGAAACACUAUGUGGACAAGCCUAUGGAGCUAAGCAAUAUAAGAAGUUUGGUGUUCAAAUUCAAACUGGCAUCUUCUGUCUUAUCUUAUGUUGUAUUCCUGUGUCUGUGUUGUGGCUCAACUUGGGGAAGAUACUAGUUUUGCUUGGUCAAGACCCUUUAAUUUCACACGAAGCAGGCAAAUUUGCAAUUUGCUUGAUUCCUGCUCUCUUUGGUUAUGCAACACUUCAAGCCUUGAUUCGAUAUUAUCUUAUGCAAAGUUUGAUCACUCCUCUUGUACUCUCUUCUUCAUUUACCAUUUGCUUCCAUGUAGUUUUUUCUUGGACAUUAGUUUUUAAAUCCAAUUUGGGUCGUUUUGGAGGAGCAUUUGCUAUUGGUACCUCAUAUUGGUUGAACGUGACCAUACUUGCAUUAUAUAUGAAAUUCUCUAACUCUUGUGCAAAUACUCGAGUUCCAAUUUCCAUGGAGCUUUUUCAUGGGAUUAGAGAGUACUUUGGCAUGGCUGUUCCUUCAACUAUAAUGGCAUGCUUCCAAUGGUGGUCAUAUGAGGUGACUAUAUUGCUUGCUGGUCUUCUACGACCAAACCCAGAGCUUGAAACGUCAAUCUUAGCCGUAUGUGUAUCAAUGAACUAUGCAAUCUAUGCAAUACCAGAAUCAAUUGGCUCAGCAGCAAGCACAAGAGUUUCAAAUGCAUUAGGAGCUGGAAGUCCACAAGAAGCACAAGUUUCUGCCAUAUGUUCAAGGAUUAUAAUGCUUUGUCAGGCCAUAACAGUGAGCUCAAUUAUUUUCACAAGUCGGGAUGUUUUAGGUCAUGUUUUUAGCAAUGAGCCAGAUGUGAUACAUUCUGUCACAAACAUUUCUCCUCUCUUAGUUAUGUCGGUUUUUGUGGACUCCUUACAAGGUACCCUUACAGGGAUUGCUAGGGGAAGUGGGUGGCAGCACAUAGGGGCAUAUGUGAAUUUCGGAGCUUAUUAUGUUAUUGGCAUUCCACUUGCUGCAAUUUUGGGUUUUGUGGUACAUAUGAAAGCAAAAGGUCUUUGGCUUGGAAUAACGACGGGUAAACUUGUCCAAGUGAUUUUGCUAUUGAUCAUUAUAAGUCGUACAGAUUGGGCAAAAGAGGCAAGACUGGCUAGGGAGAGGACUUUGCAGAGGACUUUAGCAGAAGAUGAAAAUGUUUUGAUUUGAUCAACUAGAGUGCAUUACUUCUUGCUUUGCAAAUUAGCAUCUUCUUUAAUUUGGACAGUGUGUGUGUGUGUGUGUUUUUUUUUUUUUUUUUUAAAAAAAAAAAGCUUUAGAACCACAAUUACGUGCAUUCUCUCCUUUCACACUUAC
This is a messenger RNA of Prosopis cineraria, 1864 nucleotides long. RefSeq names its product protein DETOXIFICATION 14-like. Gene Ontology annotation, cellular component: membrane. Gene Ontology annotation, biological process: xenobiotic detoxification by transmembrane export across the plasma membrane. Gene Ontology annotation, molecular function: xenobiotic transmembrane transporter activity; antiporter activity. The transcript is spliced from 9 exons. NCBI's taxonomy places the organism in Eukaryota, Viridiplantae, Streptophyta, Magnoliopsida, Fabales, Fabaceae. The record is from RefSeq and is a predicted model, not a curated record. The coding region runs from base 260 to 1717 and encodes 485 amino acids.